Messenger RNA from Hordeum vulgare subsp. vulgare (domesticated barley), 2151 nucleotides. RefSeq names its product indole-3-pyruvate monooxygenase YUCCA4-like. Bases 612 to 1943 code for a protein of 443 amino acids. Gene Ontology annotation, molecular function: N,N-dimethylaniline monooxygenase activity; NADP binding; flavin adenine dinucleotide binding. Gene Ontology annotation, biological process: auxin biosynthetic process. The transcript has 4 exons. The record is from RefSeq and is a predicted model, not a curated record. NCBI's taxonomy places the organism in Eukaryota, Viridiplantae, Streptophyta, Magnoliopsida, Poales, Poaceae.
UCUUCUCCCUCCCCCAGAUCCUCUCCCAGCAGUCCGCCCGCAAGCUCAGCUCCUCCUCUUAGCCCACCGGCCGCAUGCUCCUCCUAGUCUCGUGCUGCUCCACGAGUUAAGGACCAAUUCAUACACAACGCUACUAGUUAUCCAAAAACCAGCCCACCAGAUCUCCAACCUCUGCGGACAACCAGAUACCCCCAGGGCAUGCAUCUAACACAGACCCUGGUCAGGUGAUGCAGCUCGAUCGAGCCGGUAGUUAGGUUCUAGCUACAUGCAUGCAUAUCCACAAGAGAUAUACCGGCUAAUCCAAGAUCAAAAUGACGCCGAACACUGCCACCGCUCCCUACUUCUAGGGACGGGAGACCAGCCGAGGGGAGGAGAUACUAGUUGCAUAUACUUAGAUUCCAUCCUGGCUGCUAUUUUUGGAGCAACACUUCCGCGCCCUUCUUCCUCCACCGCUAACACAUCCGCACCCCCAUCUUCGCGGCAUGAGCAAUCCAACUAUCCAUAGAUGUGCCACCUAUAUAUCUCAUCCUUUUCUCGAUGAACAACAUCGACAUACAGUGGAUAGCAAAUAGUGUGCUGCUGACGCCCAUCGCCGCUUCGUUCACGCCAUCAUGAAUAUGGACUGCUUCGCCGAGGCUGAAGGGAAGAGGUCACAUGACCCGUUGUACUGCAACCCGCACUCGCGGCCGGCUACCGGCUUCCCAGUCGACAACAUCCCCGUGCCGGUCGUCAUCGUUGGUGCAGGGCCGGCAGGGCUGGGGAUGGCCGCGCUGCUCGGCGAGGCUGGAGUUCCAUACAAGCUGCUCGAGCGAUGUAGCUGCAUCGGCUCACUAUGGAGGCAUCGCACGUACAACAGGUUAUGUUUGCAUCUCCCCAAACAAUUCUGUGAGCUUCCACUCAUGUCUUUCCCAAAAAGCUUCCCCACGUACCCAACAAGGGACCAGUUUCUGGAGUACCUGGAGUCCUAUGCAAGGAGGUUCAACAUUGAACCACAGUUCCGGCAGGCAGUCGUCAGCGCCGAAUUCAAUGGUGACUCUUGGUGGAUUCGUACAAAGGAGGUCACCUCACUACCAAUCGGCGGCGAGCAGGCCUCACUCAGUGGCAAAACAACUUUGUACCGCUGUAAGUGGCUUGUAGUUGCCACCGGAGAGAAUGCCGAGCCAGCGGCGCCAGAGAUCGAGGGCACCGGAAGGUUUAAGGGGCAGCUCAUGCACUCGUGCGAGUACCGUAGCGGUCAAGGGUAUGCUGGAAAACGAGUGCUUGUCGUCGGGUGUGGAAAUUCUGGGAUGGAAGUGUCGUUGGACCUCGCGAAUCACAAUGCACUGACUUCCAUGGUUGUCCGUGGCACUAUGCAUGUCCUACCUAGAGAGAUGCUAGGGCGCUCCACUUUUGGGAUCUCUAUGUGGCUUCUCAGAUGGUUCCAUGUACAGACCGUGGAUCGGUUCCUCCUUAUGAUGGCAUACUUUAUUAUGGGUGACACUAGUCACAUUGGUAUUACUCGGCCUAGCCUUGGCCCAAUGGAGCUCAAGAGCGUUUCUGGUAAAACACCAGUUCUCGAUGUUGGAACCAUAGCGAAGAUUAAGUCUGGAAUUAUUCAGGUUUUUCCUGCUGUGCGGUGCUUUCAUGAGCAUGAUGUGGAGUUUAUCGACGGAAGAAACGAGAAUUUUGAUGUUGUUAUUCUUGCCACAGGUUACAAAAGCAAUGUACCUUACUGGUUGAAGGAGAAAGCUUUUUUCUCGGAGAACGAUGGCUUUCCAAGGAAGUCAAAAGAGUGGAAAGGGAAAAAUGGUCUCUAUGCUGUUGGUUUCUCGAGAGGCGGACUUUUAGCGGUGUAUAAAGAUGCCACCAAGAUCUCAGAUGAUAUUGUGCAACAAUGGCGUAAUAUGUGUAUGGAAGAUGUGAGGGAAAGUUCGUCCAAUCAGAGAACCCCAUGCCCUAUUUGAUCAAUUUAUUUCAAGACAACAAUUUAUUUCAAGACAGCAUACUAGUCUAGUCUGGCAUAUAUUGUCUAAUAUGUAAGCAGACAAUGGUUAGGAUUAUCUAUCAAUACAGAGGCAUACAUAUAUCUAGAUCAGGCUAGCAUGCUUCAAAGUGUAUAUAUAUAACUAGUUCAAGCUAGACAAUGGUUUAUUUUUUGUAGGGUUUUUAUUA